AUGAGCGUCCGGGUAGUCGCGCGGGUCCGACCGCUUCUCAAAUCGGAACGGGAGUUAGAUGUCAUCCUACGCACCGGGUCGUCCAACCAGGCAGUGCCCGGCAAGAGCGAUAAGACGAGCUCCCAGGGGAAAGGCGCACUGGCAGCCUUGAGGGAUCGGGAUAACCUAGUGCGGAUCCCGAACCCCAAGAACGAAGGCGAAGAAUACUCGUUUCAGUUCAAUGCUGUCUACGAUGCAGAAGCUUCGCAGCAGGAGCUCUUCGAUGCAGAGGUUGCUCCUACUGUCAAGCAUCUCUUCAAUGGCUUCGACGUAACGAUAUUCGCAUACGGGGUUACAGGAACUGGAAAGACGCACACAAUGCGAGGCGGUAAAAGUCUGGCUGAUCGUGGCGCCAUUCCUCGUCUCCUGAGCAGCAUUUACAGACGCAGCCGGAAGAUGGAGAAGGACAGUGACGGCGAAACUACAGUCAAGGUGUCGUUGAGCUACUACGAAAUUUACAACGACAAGGUUUUCGACCUAUUCGAACCCCCCGAGAAGAGGACGCUGGCAGGUCUACCUCUUCGAGACAACGGCGGCAAGACAGUCGUCGUGGGUUUGACGGAGAGGCCAUGCCAUACUCUGAAGGAAUUCGAGCUAUUGUAUGAUCAAGCCAAUACCAACAGGUCCACAUCUGCAACAAAGCUUAACGCCCACUCUUCACGGUCCCAUGCCAUCCUCUGCGUGCGCGUCGCAGUCACCACCGGAGAUAAAACGCGCAUCAGUACCGCAUCUGCUAUCGACCUUGCUGGCUCCGAAGAUAACCGCCGGACGGAUAAUGACAAAGAGCGCAUGGUUGAGUCCGCUAGUAUCAACAAGAGCCUUUUCGUCCUGGCUCAGUGUGUCGAGGCAAUCAGCAAGAAGCACUCGAGGAUACCGUAUCGAGAGUCGAAGAUGACGAGGAUUCUGUCUCUGGGACAAAACAAUGGACUGACUGUGAUGAUCUUGAACCUGGCGCCGGUCAGGUCCUACCAUCUGGACACAAUAAGCUCACUCAACUUCGCCAACCGCACGAAGAAGAUCGAAGUGCGCGAGGUAGAAAACGAGCCAAUGUUCAAGGGGCCUCCUAGACCAGCAUCGCGGCCCUCGUUUACAGCCCAACGGCAACCCCUGCGGCCUCUGACAGCUUCCGUGAACGUAAACCUGACUGUCGCAGCCAAAGACAACACCAAGACCCUCGAAAAGCCCGCAAAGGCUUUCCACGUCUACUCGGAUAAGACGCACCCUAGGACUACCACACAGUUCAAGAAGUCCGAGCCCCCUAAGCGGACUUCCAUGAGCUCCCGGCCUUCUUUGAGUUCCGAUAUCUCCCGCCUCUCAUCGAAGCCUUCUCGUCUCGCUCAACCAACACAGCAGCCUCAAAAGCACCAUGACGACAUCUCCGCGGCCAUGAUCGAAGAGAUGGUAGAGAAGAAGGUCGAGGAGAUCUUGGCUGUGCGCGCCGUUAGUGAGCAGUCGAGACAAACGCAGGUCCGCGAACUGAACGAGCAAGUCCAGCGGCGUCUGCAACUUCUCGAACAACGCAUCGAAGGCUCCGAAGAUGCAAGGGCCGAAGGUUUGUCAUACUUGCUCAUGGCCAAGCAACACCAAACACGUGGCGAGGAUAGCUUCGCUCUCAGGAUGUACCAGCUAGCCCUGCCAUACUUCCCGGACAAUGAGAAGUUAUCCAGGAAGAUUGCCAGCUUGAAGGAGCGUAUGCACGGCAAACCGCGCCAGGACGCCGACACCACCGGCACCAUCGGCCACUCCGGGCCCAAGAGAGAGCUCGGCAGUAUGCUAUCCCUUAAGAAGCAGCCCGCCAAGACGCACCUCAAGCGCGUUGCUGAAGACUCGGACGCGGAUUACGAGGAACCCGAAGCGUCCCUCGAACAAUUCAGCGACGAAGACAUCGAGGAAAUCACCCACGCAAGACGCAAGAAGCGCACAAAGACCAAGUCCCCACUGGACGACGAACGCGCCAGCGUCGACAUGAUGAACGAGGAACCACCCUCCCCACGGACCAUCCACCUCCUCUCCAUCAUCAACUCCCGUGACGUCAGCCAGAUCAAGUUGCUGAAAGGCGUGGGAGUUAAGAAGGCCGAGGCUAUCGUUGACUGCUUGUGCGAGAUGGAUCAACACACAGCUAGCCAAGAUGAAGAAGCGCGAUUCCACAUCAACAGCCUUGCGGAGCUGAGCCAGCUCAAGGGUGUGGGUGUGAAGAGUGUCCAGAGCAUGCGAAACGGAGUUCUGGUAUAACAGUACAGACAUUGUGCAUUGUUUCUGCGUUUGGAGCUGGGAGUAUCACUAUAUACAGUGUCACCUUGCAUUUCCUGUUCUUUGCUUGCUAGCAUACCUGUUUUCUUGUGACUUUAUCAUUCAUUGCCGUGGCUUUGCACUGCACAGCGAAGGUGUUUGGGAGUUGAAAGAGAGGAUCGAAUCGAAACAUCUAUAUAGGCAUCU
Aspergillus vadensis CBS 113365 is the source of this 2475-nucleotide messenger RNA. RefSeq names its product kinesin family protein. Gene Ontology annotation, biological process: microtubule-based movement. NCBI's taxonomy places the organism in Eukaryota, Fungi, Ascomycota, Eurotiomycetes, Eurotiales, Aspergillaceae. Gene Ontology annotation, cellular component: kinesin complex; microtubule. Bases 1 to 2271 code for a protein of 756 amino acids. The transcript is spliced from 3 exons. The record is from RefSeq and is a predicted model, not a curated record. Gene Ontology annotation, molecular function: microtubule motor activity; microtubule binding; ATP binding.